AUGAUGGGUAGAGAUGACAAAGAAAUACAUGGCGAUUCCAAUGGAGAAGUCUCUCAUCCUUUUUGUGAAAGCAUUCAGGGAAUCAAACCAACAACAACAGUUUUAUUGCAAAAGAUGGCCAAGCAUGUUAGUCAAGACAAGAAUUUCAGUGUUUUCGGUGAUGGUGUUGAGACAACACCUGAUGAUGUUAAGAGGAAAUUAAUGGAAAUCGAUUUUUUUGAAGAUGUGAAGUGCAAGCCUCUUGAUAUAGAAGCAGAGAAAUAUGAUGUGUCUAUGAAGCUAAAGCUAUUAAAUGAUGAUGAGGAGGAGGAGGAGAAGUUGGAGGUGGAUAAGGAGAUGCUAAAGAUAUUCAAAGAUGUUGUUGAUGAGGAGGAUGUGAGGGAGGGGAAGGGGGAGGAACCAAUGAUAUUAAUUGAUGAAGAAGAUAUGAGGCAUGCUACUAAUAGGCAUCUCAAUAAUGAAGAAUUGGCGCUUAAAGAAAUGGAAAUAUAUGGUAAAGACUAUGUGUUUUCUUCAAAUUUGUUCCACUUAUAUAUUGAGUACAAGGAAAAGUAUCUAGAAGCACGUUUCAAAGACAAACCAACUUUCGUAGAGUAA
Lactuca saligna is the source of this 597-nucleotide messenger RNA. The record is from the annotation of a GenBank genome assembly. NCBI's taxonomy places the organism in Eukaryota, Viridiplantae, Streptophyta, Magnoliopsida, Asterales, Asteraceae.